Messenger RNA from Mesorhabditis spiculigera, 975 nucleotides. NCBI's taxonomy places the organism in Eukaryota, Metazoa, Nematoda, Chromadorea, Rhabditida, Rhabditidae. The record is from the annotation of a GenBank genome assembly.
AUGAACAACUACAUCCUAAAUGGCUCGCUGGAGGAUACGCCGAAAUAUUCGUGCCGAAAUGCAACAUCUGAACCUCAAAGUCCAAACGCGCCCCUUGGUAUAUUCUACAUUGUGGCUGGCGUUGUCGUGCAGCUCGCCUAUCUAACCUCCCUCCUCGGCAUUGGCCGAAAAGAGAACAUACAGUAUCCUGCCUACAAGCUCAUGUUUGCAUUGGCCAUAUUCGAUCUUUUAAACAUUCUUGUUUGUGGAUAUUGGAUGGGAUAUUUUACGAUUUACGGCUUUCAUUUUUGCGAUCGACCGACUGAGAUAUACCUCACCGGCGUUUACUGUUGUUUAUUCUUUAAUGCCACUUGCCUUACUUCCGUCUCUCUACUUUUUAAUCGGCUGCUUGAUGUGGCUGAAUUCCGAUGGCGGGAUGUGUUGUUUAAGGGCAACGCUAUCUACCUCUUCAUCUUUGGUCCAUUCCUCGUUGGGCUCUACUUUUGCACAUUUGAGACCCCGGUACUAUUCAAUCCUGAUUACGGAACCGUCAUCUUCUAUCCUAUGAUACCUGGUAAUAUGGAUCAUGAGUAUAACUUCGACCACCAGGUGUACCUCAACAAUUUCGUUGCCUUUUCGCUGGGAGUUUGUAGCAUUUUGAUUUAUGUAAUUCAAUGGCGUAAAGAAAAGAUGAUGGGCGUGAAGAUGGGAUCGUAUCGGCAACAGAUCCUCCGCCAAGCCAUUCUCGUCUCGAUGUUCGUCUUCACCACCACGCUAAUUUGGAGCAUGCUCGCCAUCAUCCCUCCGGGUCCACUUGCGAUGGCAAUGAUGCAUAUUGGGCAUAUUUCGUGGAUGUUGAUGCAUAGCACGCCUGCCCUGGUAUAUCUGAGUUUCAACGUGACGAUCCGUAACCACGUUCGUCGGACCCUUGGAAUUCGCGGCACGUCUCGAAUUUACCAUUCCGGAAGCGGAGCCGUCGGAUCGGACAAUCUGACA